Clupea harengus (Atlantic herring) is the source of this 2794-nucleotide messenger RNA. RefSeq names its product lymphocyte specific protein 1 b (gene lsp1b). Gene Ontology annotation, biological process: muscle contraction; signal transduction. The record is from RefSeq and is a predicted model, not a curated record. Gene Ontology annotation, molecular function: calmodulin binding; myosin binding; actin binding. Lineage: Eukaryota; Metazoa; Chordata; Actinopteri; Clupeiformes; Clupeidae.
AGAGAGAGAGAGGGAGGAAUCACAAAGAGACAUCCUUCCUGGAAACUCCACACCUCUCAGUGGCUCUACACGGGCUGGUGGGGACUUCACAGUGUGCUCAAGACUGUCUUCACUGGUGUGAACUUUUUGUUACCAGUCCUUCUCCUCACAGCUGAGUAGCCGGCAGACAGAACCAAGCCAUGUCCACCUCAAUCCUGAGAAGAAACUCCAGCAAACAAGGACUACAGAAUCUCCAGAGGAUGACAGCUCAGAGGAGUGUUGAGGACGCAGAGGAGAUUGAGCGGGAGCGGAGGCGAAGGGAGAGGCAGAGGCACUGGAGCCAGAACAGCUCUACAGGGUCUGGGGAGGCCCAGUACAGCAGUGGAUAUACGCUGGAAGACAACAUUACUGAGAGUGAUUUUAAGCCAGCGUAUCAGUCAGCGAUGGAGGAGGAUGAGGGCUUCAGCGACUGGACCCAGAGGCUGGAGAAACGCCGGCAGAGACGCAUGGAGGAGCAGGCCUCAGCGGAGGAAGACAGCCCGGGACAGAAUGGCAUGGCCAAACACACCACUACAAGCGUAUCCAUUCUGAAGUCCACGCACAGACCACUGCAGAACCGAGCAGGAGAUGGGCUACAGGAGGAUGAGGGCCGGAGAAAACAGAAGGAACAAGAGGAAGCCAAAGAAAGAGAGCCGUGUCACAGAGACUGGGAGGGAGAGAAUCGGGGGAGAGCGGGAGAGGAGAAAACACAGGCACAUCAGGAGGACAUCAGGAAAAUAGGAGCAGAGGGCAAGGGAGAAGAAAGAAAAAAGCAGCUGAGAAUUUCCUACACGUCCAAGCUGGUCCUGCAGCAAGAAGUGAUUCACAUUAAUGGCAACGGAGUGACAGAUGUGACCAUAUCCAAGAUUACACCAAAGGCUGAGAGCCUUGCGGAGGAGGGUGAGGUGUUCGAGGCUACCCUGGAGCGCGAGACCAAGCUGCAGAGCAUCCGCUUGAGCCACGAGCAGAAGGAGCAGCAGGAGAUUGAGGAGCUGAGGCAGAAGGGCAUUGAGGCCCAGGAGGAGCUCGAGGAGCUCAAUGUGAGGCGAGAGGAGCGCCGACGUGCCCGUGAGGACGAGGACAGGAGGCGGGGAGAAGAAGGGCAGCUACGCCAAGCCAGGGAGGAGGAGGAGAUGCAGAGAAUGAGGGAGGAGAUCGAGAGGAGGAGAAUGGAGGCCACAGAGAGGAGGAUGAAGCGUCUUAGCACCUCCAGUGUUGAGGAGGAACCCUUCAGCCCGAUGAGCCCCUCCUUUAAGAAUGAGACUGAAGAGAGAGUGACCGCAGAAAGUACAUGUUCGAUUACAGAGAGAACAGAGUCUUUGAAUCGCUCACUUCAGAAAAGUAACAGCCUAAAGAAAGCUCAUCCCCCAGUGCCAAUCUCCAAGAUUGACAACAAACUUGAACAAUAUAAUCAGGCCAUUGAGAUUUCCUCAAAGGAAGCCAAAGCAGCCAAGCAAGCUCUGAUGGAGAUCCCCAGUUCCCCUGAGCCUGUGGCCUCAAAGAAGAGCCUGUUUGAGGCCGGAGAUGCCUGGAACCAGAGUGCCACAAAGACGACUCCAUCCAAGGAUGCAGAGGACUUGAAGGUGGCCGUGUCUGACCUUAUAACUAAAUGGGGAAAGGGCAACGGUGAUGGGAGUGUGAAGUCCUCGUCCUCUAAGCCAGCGGAAGUGAAGCCUGGUGAUGUAUUAAACAAGAAGAACCUAUGGGAAAAUCUGGGAGACUCACCUGGAAACGCAGGCCCAGGAGCAAAAGGCACUUGUGGAGCCAAAUAUAAAUUUGUUAAGACCCGACAUGGAAGAUAUGAGAAGAUUGCAGUUGAUGAUGAAUACACAUUGGGAAAAUCAGAUGAGGACUUAUGAGGGACCAGUUGAAGAAGCAGUACAGCAGAUCCAGUGCACUCAUAGACAUUGGGACAAUUCUCAUUCACAUUCACUCAAUUAGGAUAUUAGACAUUCCUUUUUUUCAGCAUUUAAUAUUUGCCAUUCUUUAUCAUUUCAGUAUUUCCUAUGUACCCUAUGAUAAUGCCAAUCUAUUUUAUCCUUUAAAUAUUGUUAGCUUUGUUGUCAAUAGAUUUGCCUUGUAUUUAUGAUUACAGUGUUAUCAUUUUAUAUGUUAUUGACCCAGAUCCAAUUUGAGUUAAUCCAUACUAAAACAUUGAAGAGAAUUUUCAAGGUUUUAGGUGCCACAGCACCUUCCGAAAUAUAUAUAGAAACAGAAUUGGGAACAAUAAACUUGGAAUAAGCAUGGUUUGUUCUUCAGUAUGUACUUGUCUGUCUGAAUGCCUGCAAUGUUUUGUUAAUGUGAAUCGACAGCUAGCUGCUGUUUUACAUUAGUUUUGCCCUGCAUGUGGCUUUCAGGAACAUAGGCCAAGCAGUUCUGUCACAAAGAUAAAGGCUUGCUUAGACUUCCUAAGCAUUUUAAUGUGCUCAUAUCCAAUCAAACCACCAUCAAGGUAUACAAUACAUGGCAGUUAAGUGGUACAACAUAUCAGACCAGAGGAAGUAUGCCGGAGCUAAGAAGAAGUCAUCCUGAAAGCCAAGUCAAAUUAACUUUGAGUAUUUAUAGAGGGGUUUUAUUUUGGUAGUUAUAAAUAUGCAGUCCUAUUAUUACAAAGUUUCCACAGGCUGGCAUUGCUAAGCAUAAGUGGUCUCAGACAAUCAUGUAUUCGUUUACAUCCUCUUCAUAUAUAAAGGUAGCAGAGUGGACCUAUUUGUCUUUUUUUCUUUUUUUUAUGUCUAAAAAAUUGGAAAUAGUACAUAAAUGACUUUUAAUACAA